This is a messenger RNA of Paramecium pentaurelia, 839 nucleotides long. NCBI's taxonomy places the organism in Eukaryota, Ciliophora, Oligohymenophorea, Peniculida, Parameciidae. The record is from the annotation of a GenBank genome assembly.
AUGUAUUAGUAAAAUUUAAAUACAUUUGAGAUAGAUUAGGAUGAUGGUUAAAUAGGAUAUAAGUCAUUAUUAAAUGAUGAAAAUAUUAGAAUCCAGUUCAUACGUAAAGUAAAUAUUAUUAUUUAAUUAAGGUUUACUUAAUUUUAAGUUUUCAAUUACUAUUUACAACCAUAUUUUGUACAUUUUCAUAUUUCUCAACAGGAUUUGCCAUUUAUUAAUUAUAAAACACAUGGCUAUUUUAUCUUUUGUUAAUAGUUGGUUUGAUUUGUGAGAUUUCUAUUAUAUGUUGUAAGAAGUACUAUAAUGAUUUUAUAAAUUUUAGUGUUUCUAGAAAAGUUCCAAAUAAUUAUAUUAUAUUAGGAAUAUUUACAUUCUGUGAAUCAUGGAUAGUGAGUUAUAGUUGUUCAAUAGCAUAUUUAGUUUAUCCAGAAAAUGGUGGAUAAUUGGUUCUUAUUGCUGCAGUAUUAACAUUAGCAAUAACAAUAUCAUUAACUUUAUAUGCUUUUACAACAAAAACAGAUAUUACAAUGGCUGGAGGAAGUCUCUUUAUAUUUUCAUCAGUGUUAUUAGUAUUGGGAUUAUUCUGCUUUAUAUUCAACUCAAAAAUUAUAUAUAUGAUAUAUGUAGCUGGAUUGGCCAUUAUGUAUGGAUUUUAUUUAAUUUAUGAUACUUAAUUGUUGAUGGGAAACAAAGUAACAAUAUAUAUUAUAAAUUUUUAGGAAUAUUCUUAUUCUAUUGAUGAUUAUGUAGUGGCUGCUUUAUAAAUAUAUAUUGAUAUAAUAAUGUUGUUUUUAUAACUAUUGUAAUUAUUAUUGGAAUUAUUUGGGAAAAAGGAAUGA